CUUGUGCUCUCAAUGGCUUUCCGGACUUCUUUUAUUUGAAUGCCUGGACUUUUUUAUCAUUUCGCCCAGAGAAACCAAUAAUGGAUAUCCUAUGGAUUUUAUGGAUACUACCCACGGCAUUGGCUGUUGAAGAAACAUUGAUGGACUCCACCACGGCGACAGCUGAGCUGGGCUGGACCGUUUAUCCCACGUCGGGGUCAAAUGACAACAGCUGGGAGGAGGUGAGCGGCUACGACGAGGGCAUGAACACCAUCCGCACCUACCAGGUGUGCAAUGUCUUCGAGAGCAACCAGAACAACUGGGUGCGCACCAAGUACAUCCGCCGGCGCGGCGCCCAGCGCAUCCACGUGGAGAUGAAGUUCUCGGUGCGCGACUGCAGCAGCAUCCCCGGCGUGCCGGGCUCCUGCAAGGAGACCUUCAACCUCUACUACUACGAGGCUGACGCCGACUCGGCCACCAAGUCCUCGCCGCCCUGGAUGGAGAACCCCUGGAUCAAGGUGGACACCAUCGCCGCCGACGAGAGCUUCUCCCAGGUGGACCUGGGCGGCCGGGUCAUGAAGAUCAACACGGAGAUCCGCAGCUUCGGCCCCGUGUCCCGCAACGGCUUCUACCUGGCCUUCCAGGACUACGGCGGCUGCAUGUCGCUCAUCGCCGUGCGCGUCUACUACCGCAAGUGUCCCGCCGUGGUUCGCAACGGGGCCAUGUUCGGGGAGACGCUGGCCGGGGCGGAGAGCACCUCGCUGGUGCUGGCCAGGGGCGUGUGCAUCCCCAACGGCGAGGAGGUGGACGUGCCCAUCAAGCUGUACUGCAACGGAGACGGGGAGUGGAUGGUGCCCAUCGGGAGGUGCAUGUGCAAGGCCGGGCACGAACCCGAGGACAACGGCACCGUCUGCAAAGCGUGCCAGGCGGGCUUCUUCAAGCCGUCCCAGGGUGACGAGUCCUGCAUCCAGUGCCCCAUAAACAGCCGUACCACCAGCGAGGGCGCCAUGAACUGUGUGUGCCGCAAUGGCUACUACCGCGCAGACUCUGACCCGCUCAAGAUGCCCUGCACCACCAUCCCGUCCGCUCCGCAGGCCGUCAUCUCCAGCGUGAACGAGACGUCGCUGGUGCUGGAGUGGCGUACGCCGCGCGAGUCCGGCGGCCGCGAGGACGUGGUCUACAACAUCAUCUGCAAGAGCUGCGGCGGCGGCGGCGGAGGGGGCCGCGGAGGCUGCACGCGCUGCGGCGACAACGUCCAGUACUCGCCGCGCCAGCUGGGCCUCACCGAGACGCGGGUGCACAUCAGCGACCUGCUGGCCCACACCCAGUACACCUUCGAGGUGCAGGCCGUCAACGGCGUGUCGGACCAGAGCCCGUACUCGCCGCAGUACGCCUCCGUCAACAUCACCACCAACCAGGCCGCCCCGUCUGCGGUGUCCAUCAUGCACCAGGUCAGCCGUACGGUGGACAGCAUCACUCUCUCCUGGUCCCAGCCGGACCAGCCCAACGGGGUCAUCCUGGACUACGAACUGCAGUACUACGACAAGGAGCUGUCCGAGGUGAAUUCCACGGUGGUGCGCAGCAUGACCAACACAGCCACCAUCCGUGGCCUGAAGUCGGGAGCCAUUUACGUCUUCCAGGUGCGCGCUCGCACCGUGGCCGGCUUCGGACGAUACAGCGGCAAGAUCUACUACCAGACCAUGACCGAAGCGGAGUACAACAGCAGUAUCCAGGAGAAGCUUCCUCUGAUCGUGGGCUCUGCUGCAGCUGGCCUCGUCUUCCUCAUCGCCGUGGUCGUCAUCAUCAUCGUCUGUAACCGUCGCGGCUUUGAGAGAGCGGACUCAGAGUACACGGACAAGCUACAGCAUUAUACCAGCGGCCACAUGACUCCAGGAAUGAAGAUCUACAUCGAUCCGUUCACGUACGAGGACCCCAACGAGGCGGUGCGGGAGUUCGCCAAGGAGAUCGACAUCUCUUGCGUCAAGAUCGAGCAGGUCAUCGGCGCCGGUGAGUUUGGGGAGGUGUGCAGUGGCAACCUGAGGCUCCCGGGCAAGAGGGAGAUGUUUGUGGCCAUCAAGACCCUCAAGACGGGCUACACGGAGAAGCAGAGGCGGGACUUCCUGUCCGAGGCCAGCAUCAUGGGCCAAUUCGACCACCCCAACGUCAUUCACCUGGAGGGCGUGGUCACCAAGAGCAGCCCCGUCAUGAUCAUCACCGAGUUCAUGGAGAACGGCUCGCUGGACUCCUUCCUCAGGCAAAACGACGGGCAGUUCACGGUGAUCCAGCUGGUGGGCAUGCUGCGUGGCAUCGCGUCGGGCAUGAAGUACCUGGCCGACAUGAACUACGUGCACCGCGACCUGGCCGCGCGCAACAUCCUGGUCAACAGCAACCUGGUCUGCAAGGUCUCCGACUUCGGCCUGUCCCGCUUCCUGGAGGACGACACGUCCGACCCCACCUACACCAGCGCCCUGGGGGGUAAGAUCCCCAUCAGAUGGACCGCCCCCGAGGCCAUCCAAUACAGGAAGUUCACCUCCGCCAGCGACGUGUGGAGCUACGGCAUCGUCAUGUGGGAAGUGAUGUCAUACGGAGAGAGGCCCUACUGGGACAUGACCAAUCAGGACGUGAUCAACGCCAUCGAGCAGGACUACCGGCUGCCGCCCCCUAUGGACUGCCCCAGUGCCCUGCACCAGCUCAUGCUGGACAACUGGCAGAAGGACCGCAACAACCGACCCAAGUUCAGCCAGAUCGUCAACAACCUGGACAAGAUGAUCCGCAACCCCAACAGCCUCAAGGCCAUGACCCCGCUCUCCUCAGGUGUUCACCUCCCGCUGCUGGACCGCAGUGUGCCCGACUUCUCCAGUUUCAGCACGGUGGAUGAGUGGCUGGACGCCAUCAAGAUGGGCCAGUACAAAGACAACUUUGCCAACGCAAGCUUCAACACCUUCGACGUGGUCUCCCAGAUGACCAUGGAUGACAUUCUGCGAGUAGGAGUGACGCUAGCCGGGCACCAGAAGAAGAUCUUGAACAGCGUGCAGAUGAUGCGGGCGCAGAUGAACCAGAUCCAAUCAGUGGAGGUCUGACCGGCCCUCCAACCAACCAACCAUCAGCCAAGCCCACAGGACGCCCCGCCCCUCCCACUACUGGAUUGGUUGGGGCUGGGUUGAGUGGGUGUUACCGCCUUUUGUCACGCUGGAUAAAGAAGAUUAAAAAAAGCAAUCCUCCCCUAUCUCUUCAGAAGACCCUGCUCUAUUGUGGAACUUCUGGCAUUGCCCCCCCCCCUUUUGCUCCUAGACCCCAUGCCAAUUUUGUCCUGGAAGUAAUUUCUCUGCAAUUUAACUUAACCCAGUGUUUAUUGGCACAGCCAGCAAGAAUAUUUUCUUUUUUUCUUUUGCAACCUUCACCCAAACGAGAAGAAAACCCAUUUUAAACUGUUGUCUAUUUCCCUUUCCCUAUAGAUUGCUUUCUCCCCAUUUACUUUUUAUUCCCCUCAAUCAAUUUUUGUACAAAUUUUUGUAUUGAACAUGAGAAGAAGAAAAAAAGCUUACCAGAACCUGAUGAAUCUAUAUGAAUUGAUAUAGAUGGUGUAAAAUUGUAAAGUAGGUGGACUGAAUCAAAAGGCUUCCCUUCAAAAGGGCAAAAGGACUUAAAUGGUGGAAGGACAAGGGGCUUGAGAGAUUGAGGAACGGGUGGGUGAAACAUCAACCCCCUCCUUGAGAACAAGUUUUGAAGACUUGCAAUACUAGGCUAUAUUUUAUGGUGAAGAUAAAACAAGAAGUAGCUGUGGGACUGUGUAGGCUACCUCCUGUGUGUGUGGUAGUAUAGGGGAGGAGGCAGAGGUGAUAAGGAGAUCCCCCGUCGCCUCCUUCACUUGCUCUAGUGUAGGCACAGGAGGAGCAAGCAGUGAUGUACCACGGAACGAAACACGGGCAGAAUCCACUGCCACAGAAGAAUAUCGCAGGAACCAUUUGCUAAUGUCUACAGGGGAACCUCACAUGAACAAAAAAAAAAAAUAUGACAACAAAUCAACAGAACACAGUAAAUAAAACAAAAAACCACAAAACAACAACUACAACAAAAAAGUAACAAGUCUUUGUCCUAACAGUCAUCAACGUCAAUACAGUGUUGAAUUUUAUGAUGAUUUUCAAUUCUUCCUUUCACCACGGACGGAGGAGUUGGGAAACCAACAAACAAACAAACAAACAAACACACAAAAAAAAUAGAGAAUAUCAUCUUUGUACGAAGAACAUGCAUCGCAACCUGCCAAAUAGAACCCUCCUGUUGUACCUCAGAUGCCAUCCUUAUGACAUAUCAGAUGACAUUGCCGUGUCCUUGGGAACCUGAAGUACUCUGGAAUCCUCACUCACAGGUGCUUUCCAUUCAGGAUUUUGUUGGACUUGAUGCACUUCUUCAUUGAUAAGCAGUGCUGUCUGGAGGUCAUAGUCAUUAUGGAUAUGUCUAUUUUUUUUUUCCUUCCUACAUUUUUUUUUUCCUGAAAUGUUAGUCGUGGACCUUGAUUUUUUUUUUUUACAGUAUCAUAACAGGCAUCACAAAUGCUUCCACUGCAAAUGCAUAGAGAUAUGAGAAAGAAAAAAAAAAUAGAAGCUGUUUUUGGGUGUUCUCUUCCUGAAUUGUUUACAUAGAAGGACCCUGAGUGCACAUAUGCUUUGAUAUUCACAUUUAGGCUUCCCUCUUGUUUUUUUGUUGUUUUUUUUUUCAAAGUUGUUGCGUGUUUGCGUGUUUGCGUGCGUGGGGAGAGAAGGAUAAAAAGAAAGAGAGAUAGAGAGAGAGAGAGAGAGAGAGAGAGAGAGUGCAUACAGUAUGUGCUUUGAAAUGUAUGCAUCUAUGCUUGCUUCGGUGUGAUUGUGAGCAUGACAACACGACAAGUGACUUCACCUGGAGGUUGGGUUUGAUGAUACACUUUAUAGAUCACUGUGUUGGUGUGUGCUGAACCUUUUUAAAAUGUUUUUCUUUUCCUUCCUUUGUCUUUAUUUUCAACAAAGCAUUUGGGUUUUUGUUCUAAAAGAAGUGUAAAAGAGUCAUUCAGUACUGGGCAGAAAUGUGAAGAGUGGAUGUGUAUUAUUAUAAUUAUUAUUAUUAAUGAACAUUAUUAUUAUUAUUAUUACAUAGUGCUGUGGGGAGUUUGUGGGCACUAUGAAAAGUUCUACUAGAGAGGAGAGCCUUUGGUACUGGGUUGAGUUUCUCAAAAGAGAAGUUGCUAGCCUGUUAGCAACUUCGGUAGUUGCCAAUGGGAAAAUGCAUUGAAAACAACAAAGUAGCUAAUGUAGUAAGCAACUUUGGUUUCGAGAAAUCCACCCCUGGUGUGAUUUGGAAGGACUUUGGCCUUUGUAGGCCCCUGACUGAAGAAGAAGACGCAAACACUAUCGCAGCAACAAUCGAGUUCCCAAGAGCACUUAUUAUAUUGUUCCUCAUAACACAUCCAUACUUCAUUUCUUCCACUCAAAACACAUGUAGUAUACAUGGACUGGUCGCCAUCACAGAUCUACAUAUGGCGACAAAAUCAAUGAAUUUGUAAAUAGCCCUUCAGAAAUGUUCAGAAAAAAAAAAAAAACGUUUUCUUUUUUUUAGGUGAUAAGUGUUGGAUUUUAGUGUACAGAUUUUGUUAAAAACAUUAAGAGAGAUCUGUUAAAUGACAAGAGGCUAACUUUGGGGUUGCACGAAUAACACGGGAGAGAGACAAUGUUGUAGGCUACUAUUUCACUAUAUCAUUUACAUUUCAUGGAGCAAAAGAUAGGUGACCAGCAUGUCAAGAAGGAAAUAGACGAGAGCACUGUUGUAAUAGAACACAUAGCACUGUGACAAUGUAACUAGCAACAAAUGUAAAGUUACCAGAUGUUCCUGAAGACAACUGAUGCAUUCAAGUUCAGGUGUUAGCUUUACGGAACAUGUAGCCUAGCCUCUGGUAUGUAGCAAUGCAUCUGUAAAGUGGUAGUAAGACUUCAUCAAGACUGAAUAUACUGUAUGUAAUUCAUCACAAUUCACAAGAACAACCUUUGUUCAUUUUCAUUGAUAAGGUGGCUGGUGAGAAAACGAAAAGAAAGAAAUCAAACUUACAGCUGGUAGUCGACAUCAUUUUGUCAACCAUUGUAGCUCGCUUCCAAACUCAUACUGCGUCUCAUACAGCGUCAUAGUAGCCCUUCAUAUGUAUGAAGGCGGAGUUAUCACACAUCUCACCAAAUUCCAAAAUGGCAACAAGCCUGGAAAAAAAACAAAAAAAAAACAGAAAGUCAGAAGAAGUUUAAUAUUAUUUUCACACAGGUGCUUGGUAUUCAUUAGGAAGUACACAGUUAUGCUUUUUGGUAGCCGACUUGUCUUUCUCCUACAUUGUUCGUGUAUCUCUGGAGUCGGUGUUAUAAAGAGGGGUGUGUUUGGUACUGGGCUGCAGCAGUGCCCCCCUAUAGGUUUGGGUUUUUGAGAGGCACACAAGAGGGAGUCCGCAUUUCAAAACGUAUGAAUUGCCUGCGAUUCCUGCUGCGCUUUAUUCUCACGGGUGUGAGCAAGAACAGUGGGAUGUGUGUGUGUGUGUGUGUGUGUGUGUGUGUGUGUCUGUGUUGAUGUGUGUGUGUGUGUGAGUGUGUGUUUUUGUGUCAGGGGAGGGAGGACUGUUAGCUCUUUGUCUUUUUUUGUUCACAGUUGUUCCUGUCUUUCCCUCCCUGCUCUCGUUUUAAUCUGUGUCUUGCCGUUUCCCACAGGGGCCCAGUCAUCCUCGUUGCUGAAAUGGCAUAGCCAUAACCUCUCUCUCACACACACACACACACACACUCACAAAGAUAUUAAUGAUUUCAGUGUCGUUGCGAUGGCAGGCAAGUCCUCCACAUACAGGACAGUUCUGAGGCGUGUGUUGUGUAGACAGUAGACACUCUGCGCCUCCAACACAAGUGGCGGAACAAUUGCACAUAGCACCCCAAGGCAAGACACUUAUAGGGCCCUCCAUACAACUUGCCAUGGUCACAAUAGGGCCCCCACC
Molecule: messenger RNA, 6964 nt
Organism: Engraulis encrasicolus (European anchovy)
Lineage: Eukaryota; Metazoa; Chordata; Actinopteri; Clupeiformes; Engraulidae
Gene: ephb2b
Product: eph receptor B2b
Exons: 17
Coding region: 81-3059 (992 amino acids)
Biological process (GO): protein phosphorylation; axon guidance; ephrin receptor signaling pathway
Cellular component (GO): dendrite; plasma membrane
Molecular function (GO): protein binding; ATP binding; transmembrane-ephrin receptor activity
Source: RefSeq, a predicted model, not a curated record